AUGUUUUCCAUAUCCUGCAUCAACGAUGCCGUACGGCCGCAAGCACAGACGAGAGGAGGUCCCACCAGAGAAGCGCAGGAGUCGGCGCUACAAGACGCGUAUCAGGAAGCCCUCGUUAAAAUCGGAAAUGGCCGUUUGUCGGAGGCGAGAGAGGCUCUGGAGGAAAUGUCCUGCCAUCCGCUGUGGAAGGAAGUCCAGGCUGAAGCAGGGGGAGGGCUGACGGAGAUGCGUCACCUUCAAUUCCUGGUGUGGAAGAACCUUGGCGACGUCUACGCGAAGCUGGGAAGUGACUAUAACGAGUCAGCACUGCGUGCUUACGUCACAGCGACGGAGAUCGACGGUCAGGAUGCAGUCCUCUGGCACAGGCUCGGAUCCAUGGCUCUCCGAACCGAAGGUCGAGCUCGCCUGGCGAGAUACGCACUGGAACAAGGCCUCACCUGCAGCCCUUACCACUGGGGGUGUCUGAACAAGCUGCUGGAAGUGCUGGUGUCUCUGGACGACUGGCAGGCAGCACAUGAGCUCGCGGCCUACAUGCUCCACCUCGCGCCCACCCAUUCUCGCGCGCGGCGAGUGCUGGCCAUGUCGAGCGAGGUGUUCCACCCGGACCCCGUGGCUCUGCAGGCAGCAUUGGACGCCCUUGCUGCUCGCGCCUCUGCUGCUGCUGCUGCUGCUGGCGGUGAGAAUGGCCUGGAUGCUGGGCCGUCAGCAGGGGCAACUGCAGGGUUCUCAGCAGAGGUAGCGCAGGAGCAGGAGCAGGAGCAGGAGCCUGAGCAGCAGGGGAGCGCACUGGGCAGCAGUGAGAUGUCCGUUCAACAAUACAGCCCGGUGCUUGAGCUGCGCGGUCGCUCCUGGGCCGAGCUGAUCCUGAACACUGUACACGUCUUCCGCAUGGUGCAGCAGCGUUCGGUGGAAAGGCAGGGCUUGGAGCACCCUCAGCCGGUGGCGGGCGUUUCUGUGACGGUCGUGGUAGCAGGCAGUCUGCAAGGAGGUGGUGAUCCUAGGAACGGCAACGAGGGCCUCAUUGAAGAGGGCGUUGAAAGCGGUCGUGAAAGGAGUAAUGAUGACGAAGAGCCUCAAGAAGAGCAGCAACCCCAAGAGAAGAGCUGCGCUGCUGCAGGGCCUAUUUUGUUUGAAAGAGAUCGUUCUGUUGAUAUGGCAUCCGUGCAUAAAUCAUGGUCGGUUGAGGCAGCGUCAGAACCCACAGCGUUGCCCCAGCUGUUUCCAGCCUCCCAUCCCUCAGACUCGUCUCUGCCUGACGCACCGUUUGACCCUCCCGCUGUCUUGUCUCAACCUGACCCAUCCUUCCGCGUCACUGCAUUAUCCGAGCCCAAUCUUAUUGCUGUGGUUGAUCUUUGCAUGGAGGACUCGCAGUCGCCUCCCGAUGCCACUCCAACGCCUACAGCUGAACUGCCAGCUGCUUCCGGUCCUCCUGAUGCAGAUGAUGCACCACCAGAACAGACACCACCGAUUGCAGACUCACCACUGACGCAGACACCACUGACACAGACUCAAGACACACAGACUGCAGCAACUUCUGCCGAUGCGACUCCAAUGUCCACUCAGGAGUCGCCUGCCGUUACGCCUGCCGCUCUGGCAGAAGCAGCCUCGGGACCAGCGCCUGAUGCCUCAGCUGCAGCUGUGUCAGCAUCUGCUACCACAUCACACGAUACUGCCACUGCUGAUGCUGUAGCCCCUGAUGCUGUAGCGUCUGAUGCAGCAGCGCCUGAUUCUGCGGCGCCUGCAGUUCCUGCCAAGUCAAGGAAGCGGCACAGGCACCCGUUGUCGUUUGUGGGCACGGAGAGGCGCACGCGGCAGCAGAUCAAGGAGAUGCAGCUGCAGGAGUCCAAGGGGAAGGAGAGCACCCUGCUGGAGAGCGCCAAGCCCCUCCCACCAAAGAGGCUGCGCGUGUUUGACAUUCUGGGCGCGUGCUUCAAGCAGCAGUCGCCCUUGAUAGGAGCCUGUGAUGGAGAUGGCUUCGGGAGAGCUGGGAAGAAUGGAAGGGGUAAGGAGGGUCUUGCAGUUGGUGUUGCUGAGGGUGGCGUUGGUGCGGAUGCUGCUGCUGCUGUUGGUGCCGACAGCGCUCACGUGGGGAGUGGUGGUGGUGCAUCUGAUGGUUUGAAGAUGCUGCACAGGGUGCGGCGCAAGGAGGUGCUGGUGAGGUUUUUCAGCAAGGAGGAGGAGUGGAGCAGCGUGGAUGUGGCAGCAGGUGCUAGAGCUGAAGUGGACGCCGGUGUUGGAGCGGGAGCCAGUGCUUCAGAGGGAGUUAAGGCUGCUGAUGGUCGUGACCCAGCAGGAGAUGCAGAGCGGUUGGGUGUGGUCCAGCAAGUGAGUGCAGCAGAGGUGGAGCAGGUGCAGUCAUUCCUCGCCGCCCUGCCAAAGCGCCUCCCUCUACUCCAGGCAGCCUCUCUCAUCCUGCAGUACUUGGCCUCUCACCUUGCCCUCUCCGCCUUCACACCCUCCGUUUUGGACGCUCUCCUCUGGCUUGAAAGACAGGCAGUUUCGUGGGAAGGCCGCUCACCCAGUGUUUGGCUGUAUCUGGGGGAGCUUUGUCUGGCGAGAGAGGUUCAAAGUGAUGGUGGCGUGAGCAGAGGGCGGCAAGAGGCAGUGGAAGGGGCGGUGGAGAGGGAGUGCGUGCAUUGCCUUGGCAUGGCAGAGCAGGGGCAGAUGGACGAGGAGGGGGUGAGGUGGGAGGUGGAUGGGGAUGCGUGGGGCCCAGUGGGGGGACGGAGAAUUGCGCCAGAAAAAGCAGGUGGAGAGGUGGAGGAGCUAGGUCAGGGGAAGGGACACGGCGGUUUAGGGGGUUGGGAGAAGGUGGGGUUCUGGGUUCGGCUGAGAGCAAGUCAGGGACAGGUGGCGAUGCGGAGGGGUGAGCAUGGAAGGGCGAUUGAGCUGUUCACGUGGUGCAGGGAUGCGCUGGGCAGAGCAGAGCGAAGCAGGGGCUGCUCAGAUGGCGCUGAAGUGAUGUUACCAGCAGAAGCUGGGUGUGGAGGAGUAGCAGCACUAGCACAUGCAGCGGUGGAGGUGCCGCAUCUGGCAUCUGUAUGGGGGCCCAAUGGGGGCAUUUCAGUGCAGGGUUUGGAUGAGCUGUUGAGUGAGCUGCAUGUGGACUGUGUACUGGCAGGGCUGUCAGGGACAGGAGAGGGCGUGGCAGGGCAAAAGCUCCCCCAGCCGCCACAGCAGCAGCAACAGCUGAUCAAUAUGAUGAAGCCUCUGCUGUUGAGGGAUGGGGCAGCAGGGAUGGGCGGUGGAGCUGGGAGGCAGAAGGGCAGAAGUUACUGCCUCCCGGGCUUGGCCUCUCACAGUUCACCUGCAGAUGGUGGUCACGGAGUAAAUGCAGACAGCCAGCACAGCCAGCAGAGCGAGCAGAGCUUUGGCAAGUGGUUGGAGACGCUCAAGAGACUCGUGGCUGCCACACGUGGAAUGGCUCAGGAGCAGCCGUUGGCACUGGUUUGUUACAAGCACAUACUCGCGCUGCUAUCCAGCAGAAUAAGCAUGGGGGCGCUGCCCCCUGCACCCGCGAAAGCAACGCCAGUGGCGUCAGCUGCUUUGGAAGGCUCUGCUGCAGCUGCUGGGAAAGCCUCUGCUGGUGGUGGCAAAAGUGAUGCUGGUGCGAGCUGUGAGGCGGAGCUGAUGCAGACAGUGCCGGGGCUGAGGGACUUGACGGCCUCCAUGGCGCUUGGGACAGGAUUAGACUCGCAGGUCAACGAGCAGCACUUGGAGGAGCUCCAGCAGGUUGUUGCGGUGCUUAUAGAUUUCGCCUUCUACAAGCACCGCCUGUUACAAGAACAGCCCGCGAGCCAGCUGUCAAGGGAGGUGUACCAGCCAGGCUUGAGCGCUGCAGCAGCAAGAAGUGGGAUUCUGGCAGCGUGGCAGGGGAUGGUGGUGGCCUGGCAGGGGCUGUUGGUGGAUCUGUGCAUGGCGCUCUGCUGCCUGCAGCACUUGCGCGUGUCUGUUAAUACGAUCGAUAAGGUGGGUGGUGAGAGGAGUGAGGUUGCUGCUCCACAACUUCUGGUUGCCAUGUGGGCCAUCACGCACAGCAUCCUUGCUUCUCAAGGUCUCUGCUGCGCCGCCGCCUCCCCCUCAUCCUCCUCAGCUGCUGACGUUCCCCCCUCGACCAUGCCCAACACCGCCUCAGCCCCUGUCAGUGCAGCAUCUUCGUGCAGACAAAGCGGGAACGGCAGCACAGCUGCAGCAGAAGACGGCACGCCUGCAGCAGUUAGAGCGCCGAGUGGUAGAGGCGCGUUCCUUGCCCUCUCUGCCCAGCUGCUGACCAACCUAGAGUCGCUGCUGACCCCCUCGGUGCAUGCGGGAGGUAGGAAAGCCAAGGCUGCUGCUGGCGGGGGUAAGGAGCCGAGAGUACGAGGUCUGAAGGGCGGAAGAGGAGGAGACGGUAAGGCGGGAGUCGGUGGAGUAGGUGCUAAUGGGGGCAGCAGUGCGAGGGAUGUGCAAAGGACCGGUGGCAACGGUGGGGUGUCUGCUGGUGAAAUGGUUGAUGGAACUGCUGGUAGAGUUGGCAACACUGCUGGGGUGGGGAGAGCGAGUAUGGGGACAAAUGGGGAAAGAGUUAGUUGCAGUGGGCAGGGUGAGCAGGUGGAGGAUACGCAUGCAAAGAGAUGCGCGCUGGAGGAAAUUGAAGGGGCUAUGGAUCAAUGCUUCUUGUGCUUAUACGGGGUACAGCUGAGAGGGGCUGAGGUGGAUGUGGGGGGGGAGAGCAGCGGAGGUGGUGCAGGGCAGGAGGCAGCAGCAGCAGGGCAGGUCCAGCAUCAGAACACCUUGGCUGGGGACUUGAAAUCCAAGGACCACUGUGCUCGAGCGUUGAGGCACAUGGCACCAUUCGUUGCCUCCUUUACUAUCGAGCGGCUUGUGAAGCUGGUGCCGCUGCUGACGUCCAUCCACUCCCUCUUCCCCUCCCCUCCCCCUGCCAUCCUGGCCCAUCACUCCGUGGAGCCGUUUUUGGACGAUUCACAAAUAAACGACUGGGGAAUGGUGGAGAGAAUUGUUUUGGAGGGGAAGAGGUUGGGAGAGGAGGGGAAGGUGAGAGGUGGGCAUACAAUGCAGGCGGAUGGGGGCACGGAGGAGGGCAGGAGGAGAAUGGAGAAUAGGGAGGGUGCGUUUGGUGUGAAGGGGAAGGAGUUGACGAGUGAUGGAGGAGAGCAGCUCAAUCAUGCCAGCAUGUUAAAUACAAUGCCAGACCUCUCGCCUUACAUACCUGUCCUGCGUCCCCACUCGUUUCUCUCCGAAUGGACCUCCUCCCGCCAUCCAGCAUCCCUCCAUGCAGACCCAUCCCACGCCAUGAACAGUGACACGUACGCUGACGUGUACAAUCCUCUCUUUGCCAUGCUGGCGCGGAUAGAGCCCAUCCCCAUGGGCCACCACAUGCCGCCAGGCUUCUUUCUAGAACCCAAGGGCCACUCUCACGUGCUGCAGGUCACUGCUCCUCUGCUCGCAGACCUCUGCUACCAUCCCAGCAACACGGACUCGUGGCUCAAGCUCGCUCUGUUCUACGACGAGGCUUCUGACCUGAUGUUGAACGAUGGGGCGAAGAUGAAGGGGCCUGCGGACUGGCAUGCGGAGGAGGGGGUGCUGCGGAGGCUGCAGGGGUACCGGCAGCGGUGCACACGGUGCUUGGUAGAGGCUAUUGCUACUCCUGGUUGCCGGCUUCCCUUUGAAGUGGUCGCGCUAGAGGAGAGUGAUUCAAGAUGGGAGGGGUGGACGGGGCGGGAGGGGAGGAAGGUCUGGGUGGGGAGGAAAGGGAGUGAGGCUUGGGAGGGGUGUGAGGAGCAGAGGAAGAGGGUGGUGAGUGUGUUGGAGCUGCUGGCGUUUGUGGUGUAUGACUCGAUUCAGAACGUGGUGCCGUCUUAUGACAGGCUCAGGCACACGCAAGUCAGGGAUGGCCUCUGGCUGAACCGCUGCCGCCUCGCCUUUCAACUCUUCCGCAUCCUCCAAUCACUCUCGCCAAACUGGCAGUACCCAUUCUUUCAGGGCAAGCUGGCUGAAAAGCUUCACCUGCCCGCCUCUCUCGCCCUCUCCUUGAUGCGCCGGUCCGUCUCCCUGCGCCCCAAUGCUGUGGACACGGCCUACCGCCUGCACGCCUCACGGCUUAAGGCACUUGCAAGAAGUCGUGUGGAGGCUGGGCUUAGUGAUGAUGCCAUCAGGGCGCUCGUGUCCAAUAGCGACACCAAGGAUGCACUUGCCAGGAUUCUGCAGCAGAAGGAAUUGGAGGCUCAGCCUGGAGGGGGUGCGACUGCAGCUGAGGGGAGUACAGCGAGGGACACUGGCCAUGUAAGCACUGCUGAUGGGGCGGAAAGGAAAAGGGGGCGUGGAGAAGACGAGGUUGUGGAGGGCAGAGGAGAGGCUGAAGGGGAGAAGGUGGUGGAGAGGGCGGUUGUGGAAGGGUCGGGAGUGGACAAGGGAUUAUCUGGUGAGAGGGAUGGGAGUGAUGAGGUUUUGGAGGUGGGGAGGGGGGUUGCAGAAGGUCGGGAAGUUGGCAAGGAAGCAGAAGGUGAGAAGGAUGGGAGUCACGAGGUAUUAGAGGUGGAGAGUUCGAAGGAGGGGAGGGAGGGGGCAAAGCAGGAGGAAGAGACAGAUGAGAGGAAGGAUGGAGAUACGGAGGAGGAUAAAGAGGGGGGGAAACAGAAGGGCGGAUCGAGAGGAAGGGAGAUGGAAAAUGAGGAGGAAGGAAGUGCUGGUGAUGCUGAUGGUGAUGCUGAUGGUGGUGAUGCUGGUGAUGCUGAUGGUGAUGCUGAUGGUGGUGAUGCUGGUGGUGCCGAUGGUGAUGCUGAUGGUGGUGAUGCUGGUGGUGCUGAUGGCGAUGGUGGAAUUGGUGGUGGUGAUGGCGGUGGUCGUGGGGAAAGUGGGGGAGAGGGUGAAGAUGACGAUGAUGAUGUGGUGCUGGUUGAACCGACCCAAGUUGAGUCAACCCAAGUGGAUUCAACCCAGGACUCCGGCUCUGUCAAGAAACGAAGGGGCGGAGAAUUUUCCAGUGGUGCAGGCAAGAAGCACUUGCGACUGGCAGAAGAAGGGGAGUCGCGACGAGCAGAGCAGGGAGGUGCAGCUAGUGAGGAAGCUUCAAGAGCAGCUGCGGAAACAGCCGUGCAGUCAGAGGAGCAUGGUGCAGGCAUAGCUGAUUUGAAAAAGCAGAAGCAGCAAGCGGAGGAGGGAGAAAGCGAGCAGCUGGAGCAGCAAGGGAAGAAGCAGCAUGCUCCUGUGGCUGAUGUCCAACAGCUGAGGCAGCACUGGCCCUUGGUGUGGCAGCAUCUGUUCCAGGAGAGCGAGAAAGGAGUGAGAGAGUGCUUAGAGGGCGACUUCAAGCACUUCCACAGGGGGAGGUACUGCCUGGCAAAGGCGUAUCUGAGGCGAGGAGAGCCUGGAGACUUGGAGCGGGCCAAAUCAGAGCUCGGGUUUUGCUUCCGGAAGGCCAAAGUGGCAUUUGCGAUGAACAUGUGGGAGAUUUGCAUCCACACGAAGCACGCUCCGAGGCCGAAAGGCGGGUCCAAGGGGGCGAGGUUGAGGAGGAAAGUGGUGGGGCUGGCGUCCGUGGAGGUGGCUGAGAGCUCUCGGAAGUUCAUGACUUGUGUGCGAGUGUACCUGAUGAUGUACCUCAGGCUCUGCUGCUACACCGGCGAUGUUGCUGCCUUGGAAGGGGCGCUUUCCACUCUCAAGACUGACAAAGAGGCAAGUCUCUCUUUCUCCUGGCUGUACUUGACUGAGGUGCUCCGACUGUCCAGGGCUGCAUACGUUGAGACGGUGACCAGGGGUGGGGAGGAUAGAACUGGUGACAAGGACGACGCAGCAGCACAGCACUUGGCUUGGGAGGAGGAGCAGGAGAGGAGCUGGUUUGAUAUGACAGAAUGGCACGUGCUGUCAGCUCUCAAGCUGUACGCUCAGAAGGGUGACCUCGACUUUUUUGCGUCAGCUGCUGCCAAAAUCAGGACUCGAGCUCCCUCCCCUUCUCCUCCUUCCUGCCCUCCAGCUCCUUCAUGCCCUCUUCCCAAGCAUCCAGUUACCCCCUGCAACACCUCCAACCCAACCCAGACCUGUAUAACCCAAACCACACCCAGUCAAGAUGCAUCGCAACCCUCACUACCGUUCUCCUCGCUUCCACCCUCGGCUAUUCACCACACUCCAUCAGCAUCCUCCUCCCUGCUUCUUCAUGAUCUCCCCGACCUCCCUUUCCCAUCCUCCACCUCCCAUCCCUCCACCCUCCCUUCGUUUUCUCCUUUGAGGCGAGGUGCUGCUUUCGCCCAGCGCAUGCACCUUCACACGAUGCUGUGCUGGUCGCAUGCCCUUCUUGGCGCUCUCUCAGACAUCCUCCCUGUCUCUGCCUGGCCUCUUUUCCCCUGGCUGCACCCGCUCUCACUCUCCGACCUGCCGUCUGCCACGCCUCCUCUUCUGUGUAAGGGAGCUGGCGUGACAGAAAAGGAAGAGGACGAUAACGGGGGGCCAGGUUUAAUGGAAGGAGAGUGUUUGGAAGGAACUGAAGAAGACUCGGUUGGUGGAAGUGAUAGUGAAGAUUCGGUACUUAAUUUGAUAUCUGAUGAUGAUGUGGAGGAGGAGGAGGAGGAGGAGGAGGAUGAAGUGGAUGAGGAGGUCAAAGACGAGGCAAAGGAAGCAGAGGAAGAUGGUAAGAGGGGUGGCGAAAAGUGUGUGGACAAAACAGGUGUGGGCGGUCAAGUAUGUGAAGGUGGAGAGGGAAAGGAAGGAGUGGGUCAACCAUCCACACCAGCAACAGUAGGUGUAGAAACAGGAGCAGCAGGGCCUGUCCCAGUAAUGACGAGGGGAGGGCUCAGAGUUACUAUACCACUGCUGCAAGGCCGAACUCUUAUGCAACCAGCACCAUACCCUUCUUCUGCCUCUGAUGCAACUGCUCCGCUCCACAAUCCCAUGCAAUCACGAUCGCCCCUGGCUCUUCCUUCCAGCACUAGCACAAAGGCCUUUGGUGCAAUCUCAGCCACCGGUGCACCCGCUGCUGGGUCUGCUGCCGCGUCCGUCCCUUCCACUCCCUCUUAUGCUCCUUCUUUUCCAGGCAACCCCAUCUGCACCACUUUCUCUCCCUCCCCGUUCUCUGCUAGGCCCCCGUCCUCCCCAUUCCCCUCACUGACUCCCCCUCGUGUCAAUCUGCUUCUUCUCAAAGCUAAGGCAAGUGAAAGCGAUGCAGAUCGAGCACUAGCCCUGCUUCGAUCAGCCCAGGCCCUAGAGCGGGAGGCCUCAGGGGAGCUUCCCUUUGGCAAAGUUCUAGGGGGAGGAAAGAAGGGGGGAGUGAGUGGUGGGGGAGGAGCGUUGGGUAUGAAGUGGAUGAAAGCUGCUGCGAGAGAAGUUGCGGGGUCUGGCGUGAGAGUGGAGGUGCUGGGGAGGAGUGUGGGAGGAGGGGGAGGCGGGGAGGCAGGACAGGGAAUGCAAGUUACUGGUACGAGUUUUGUUGAAAACAGGAAGGCAGGUGAAGUAGUGGAGCAUUUGGGAGGGGGGGCAGUGCCACAGGAAGGAAGGUGCAACGAGGAAGAGGAGGUGGAGGAAUGGAGAACGAGGCUGCAUGGUUUGAGCACCCAGUUGCUGGAAGUGGCUUAUGCUCUGGUGCAUGGCCGGUCCCUGGCCGCUCUUGCUGCUGCUGAACAGGCGCAGGCACAGAUGAAAGUGCAGGCGGAGGAACAGGCACGGGCAGAGGAGCUGGCAGAAGGGGGGAAGCAGUCGCAAGGAGGGACAGCCUUGAACGGAGAGGAAUCUGAGGGUCAACAAGCUCUGGUGCCGGGCACAGAAACCGAGGCGAAGGUCACCACAGCAACAGCACCGAAGUCACCUACAGCAGCUGGUUCAUCAGCAGCUGUUUCUGCAGCUGUUGUCACAUCCGCAUGUAGCCCUGCAAGGCGGAUGGAGCAGCGUCCUUCACCUUGCAGAGUGCGUUCCACCGAUGCACAAGCUCUUUUUGCAACCGCUGCAUCGCCAUCUGCAGCUGUCUCCCGUGAUGCUCCUCCCCCUGCUGUUCCAGCCCAGACUGCUGCUGCUUCUGCUGCUGCUGCUGCUUCUCCAUCCCGUUCUCUUGUCCCGGAUGCUGCGGAGGAGCGUCUCCCGGCUUCCUCUCAUCCCCCAAAAUUCCCUUCCUGCUCCCCCACUGGUGCUGCACCUAUCCUCAAGCCUCCGCUUGCUCGCCUCCCGAAGUUGGCACGGCGCUUCCAGGCUGGCUUGAAGAGAAAGCAGACAGAAGGGGAGGAUGUCGGGCAGAGUACGUUUUUGGAAGGUCACAGCGUGGGGUGCAAUGGAGACGGGGUGAACGAAGCAGACAAGAGAAGAACAGGAGACCAUGAGGCAGCGGCAGCGACAGAAGCAUCAACAGGAGCAGCGGCAGAAGCAGCAGUGUAUGAAGGAGUAGUGAACGGUUGGACGGGGUGCAGCCGCACAGACGGAGUCAGAUAUGCACCGAGCGCUGCCAUCACUGGUUCAUCUGCUAAGGGGAAGCAGAAGGAGGAUAGAAAUGAAAAACGAGGUAGCUUUGGGAAGGGCCGUAAGGUGGUGGAUGGAAGUGGUGAGGGCUGUGAGCGGGUGGAUGUGGAGGGGGGUGAACAGCAGGUGCGUAGAAUGGAGGAUGAGGUGCAGGUGGAUGGAAACGGAAGUGAGAAGGUGGUUUUGCAGCAGAACGUGCGGCUGGAAGAGAGGCGUCAGCAUGGGGUGAGGGAGUUGGGUGUUGUGAUGGCCCCUGCCGGAGAAGCUUCUGAGGAAGAGAUGUAUGGAGAGGAGGAGUGGGAUGGGGAGGAGGAAGAGGAUGGGAAGGUUAUUGAGUGGAGAAUUAAGCGUGACGGAAAACGAGGUGCGGAGCAUUGUAAGAGCAGUUCCGGUGGGCGUAGAGAUGGUGGAGAGAUUGUAAGAAAAAGAAAAGCAGGUGGAGCAGUAGAUGGUAAGGCGGCACCGUUGCGCCAGGGGAGCAGGCCGGCAUUAUCACUGCAGAAUGACGCAGGAAAGGUCGUCCCUGAGGGAAAGAAGCAGCUCGCGGCUGUGGCUACGUCGGCCCAGGAAGCAUCCCCAUCCACUGGCCCUUCUUUGUCAAGGUCUGUCAAACCCACAUCCAAGCCCUCCGUCAAGCCUCUUGCCAGGCCUCCCGCUAAGCCUCCUUCCAUAGCUGCAGUCAAAGCUGGCCUUCAACCUGUUCUCAAGACGAAGCAGACUCAAAAAACAGCCUCAACUCCUGCUGCUCCAUCGAUUCAUGAGAGUCUAUCGAUGUCUCAUUCGGCUCUUCAAAUGCAUCAAGGCACUCCAUCAACUUCUCAUCAAGGACCCAACAGAGGAGCCAGGCAGGGGACGUCUGUGCAGAAGAAGGCAGUAAUGGCAGUGGCUGGGGCUGUGCGCAAAGACACGGGUGGGAAUUCUGGGAAGCUGGGAGGACAGGAGGCGGGAACGAGUGGGGUGGUAAGGAAAUCUGCUGGAGGAGGCGAGCAGACAGCAGGUGUCAGUGUUAGUGGCGAGGUUGGAGCAAAAAGUAUGAGAGCAGUGCUGAAAAGGAAAAGAGCAGUGGUUGUUGCUGAUGAGAGUGCUCGACGUAUUGCUGCCCCAGAUGUGUCUGCUGAUGCUGCUGUCGGUGGGCCUGUGAAAAAAAGGAAGCUUGGGGAGGGCAAAGACAGAGGCUCAGUUGUGAAGCUACUAGAGCAGCAGAUGGAAGGAGUAGCAGCACAGCGGGAGGGUACGGCACCCGCUUUUGAAGCAGGAACAGCAACAACCUCCAAAGCUGGAGUUUCUCAAACAACGCUAGCAGAUGCUGCUAAUCCAUCUGAUCCAGGAGUCGCCACUGGUGCUGCAUCUGCUGUUGGAGUGGGAGGAAGAGGGCAGAAGAAAGGAGUGAAUCCGGGUGGGAAGGGUUCACUCAAAGUUGUUCAAAUUGGUGCUCCACAAAAUAUUCCGAAACUGAAGCUGGGGAGUUCAGCACCUAAAGGUGGGACAAAGGCUGCUGCAGUAACAGUGGGACCAGUUUCAGUGGACAAAGCGGGAUCAGGCAGGUCCAACCAAGUCAGUCAAAAAGGCAUCUCCAAGAAAGGUGUGAAGGGCAAAACGUUGGCCAAUUCUGGUGCUGCUCAAAUGGAAGGUGGUGUGCCUGGUGUCACUGAUGAAGUUGGCACAUGCACGGAUGUCACAGGGGAAGCCACGGGUGAGAAAUGCACACAGGAUCCUGCACCGCAAGGCAAAGCCACUUCAGCAACCAUUGGCAGUCCUGGUGGUACGAAGGUGCCUGCAACUCAAAGAAAAAAGCAGCCCCUGGUGAUAAAGAUUCAGAAGCCAAGGCAUGCUGUAGCUGUUGAAGGGAGCUCUUUGAGCAAAGACCAUGAUCUGGAGUGA
Molecule: messenger RNA, 12315 nt
Organism: Closterium sp. NIES-65
Lineage: Eukaryota; Viridiplantae; Streptophyta; Zygnematophyceae; Desmidiales; Closteriaceae
Source: the annotation of a GenBank genome assembly